Molecule: messenger RNA, 2433 nt
Organism: Paralichthys olivaceus (Japanese flounder)
Lineage: Eukaryota; Metazoa; Chordata; Actinopteri; Pleuronectiformes; Paralichthyidae
Product: rho-related GTP-binding protein RhoA-D
Biological process (GO): stress fiber assembly; Rho protein signal transduction
Cellular component (GO): dendritic spine; cytosol; cleavage furrow
Molecular function (GO): GTPase activity; GTP binding; protein kinase binding
Source: RefSeq, a predicted model, not a curated record
GUUUCUGAGGCGCCGUGAACGCAGCAGUCUGGGAGGGUCGUGGUGCUGUGAGCGUCGGUUAGUUCUCACUCUGACUCUCAGCUGCUUCAGGAGCAGGAAACCCGGAGCAGGAAACACGGAGCAGCUCCAGACCUGAAACAUCAGUCCUGUGAAAGAUGGCAGCAAUCAGGAAGAAGUUGGUGAUAGUUGGGGAUGGUGCCUGUGGGAAGACCUGUCUGCUCAUCGUCUUCAGCAAGGACCAGUUCCCAGAGGUGUACGUCCCCACUGUGUUUGAGAACUACAUCGCUGACAUUGAAGUGGAUGGAAAGCAGGUGGAGUUAGCGUUGUGGGAUACAGCAGGUCAGGAAGACUACGACCGACUGAGGCCUCUCUCUUACCCUGACACUGACGUUAUCCUCAUGUGCUUCUCCAUAGACAGCCCUGACAGUUUAGAGAACAUUCCUGAGAAAUGGACACCUGAGGUGAAACAUUUUUGUCCCAACGUCCCGAUCAUUCUUGUGGGCAACAAGAAAGACCUGAGGAACGAUGAACACACACGCAGGGAGCUGGCCAAGAUGAAGCAGGAGCCGGUAAAAUCAGAAGAGGGCAGAGACAUGGCCAACCGCAUCAGUGCCUUUGGUUACCUGGAGUGCUCCGCCAAGACCAAGGACGGCGUGCGGGAGGUGUUCGAGAUGGCCACCAGAGCCGCGCUGCAGGUCCGCAAGCGCAAAAAGAGGGGCGGCUGCCAGCUACUCUGAAAGGGCGGAGUUUGUUGGCCAAUCAGCAUCUGAGGGAGCUCUCUCCGACACACACAGCAAAGUUAAUGAAACCUUAAAUCAAUGGCUUCCGUGGACUCUACUUAACAUCACAGUUAUGCCACAGGCAAAUAUGAGAGACUGACACACCUGUUUAAAAGCAAAUCAGCUUUUUCUUUUUUUCUUUUUUAAAAACAACUUCCUCUGCUACUCACACGCUCUCAGUUUUUGUUGUGUUUGUUGUUUCCUUUUCCUCCACCAGCCUGUUUGUGAGGAGGACCUGCCUCCUCCUCCUGUAUGUAUGAAUGUAUGUUUGUAUUUAAAUGUGCAUAUACUUUACAAAUACAUCAGCCUCUGUGUUAUGAUUGUUUACAGAGAACAGUCCUGCAGCUCACAUGCUCGCGGCUUGUUCUCUCAGCUCACGGCUGCAAGUAGCAGACAGUUUUAGUUUUGCUUUAAUAAUGUGGAACCCCCACUUCUCUUGACCCCGCACAAACCACUCCGUCUUCUUGCAUACAUCAGCUUCGGUCACGAUUCUUCAUCUGUUUUUCGUACCAAUUUCAUUUUACACCGUGAAAGUCCUUUUUCACCAUGUGCUGUGUCAGCAGAACUCUGUUUUCCCAGCUCUGCACGUAUAGGACUAAAUUUAAAGCCUGUUCACAUCUGCAUUAAUCUCCAACUGAAGCCUACAUAAACUGAGGAAGCAGUGAAUAUUUAUGUAGAGAGGUUGGAAGGCACCUUGGUCUGUCUCUAUCUUCCAUGGCGACAGCUUCAACUGGCACUGGAGACAAUGGCACAUUGUCAUGGAUACAAUACUCGCAGUUACGCUCUCGCUGGCUCUGACAGACACAACACCCAAACAAGCUCUGCGUCAUGGUUUCAGAUCCAGUACACAGUCAUGAUGUAUCACCGCAUUCUGGAGGGCUCACGCAUUGUAAACACAAUACUAAUAAUACAGAACAGCUUAUAAAUAUUUUCUGUGCACAAACAUUUUGAUAAAACGCAGAACUGACAAAUUGAUAGACUACACAAACUGUGACUUUCCCACAGAGCUUUCGCCUCUGUUAAAUUCACAAGAUCAGUGACUGACAUUUUCAAACAGGGGCUUUGCUGCUGUGGAAAAGUCCUUUGUGUAACACUACAGAAAUAUUCCUCAAAAUGAGAUUGAACACAUGAAGAUAUGCACAUUUGUAGCAAGCAAAAUGCCUCCCUUGUUUUGCCCUUAAAGAUCAUCAAACCAUUAAAAACACAGGGGGUGUAUUUGGGCUUCAAGUUGAAACAUCAAAUCAAAGUUUGACAAGAAACUGCAACUAAUUGGGAUGAAAGUCUGAGCACCAAGUUAGUCAGUGACCAAAAGUACAUGUAAAAGUAAGCUACCUAAUUUUUUGAACCACCAUCUCCAUACAGCCCUAUGAUGCAGUGAGAAUGAACCUGUAUGACAGGUUGUUUUUACUGUUCUCUUUAAUCCACAUCUCUUGCUGCCCAGAAAAGACCCUGAACAUACUCUGGAUGUAUCGAUCUUACCACCGUCAUGAACUACAGCUACGAUGCAGCUUUCUUUUAUCCAGUUCUUUCAGAUCCAUAGUUGCAGGCUCAGGCUAAUUCCUGGAUGGUGCCUCUGUGUCUACUGUCAGCAGAAUGGGAUGUGUUGAAUGUCUGGAUGAGACAAACAUGUUAAUAAAGUAUUUUUGAAAUACUA